Messenger RNA from Cladophialophora immunda, 1634 nucleotides. RefSeq lists its product as uncharacterized. Bases 103 to 1362 code for a protein of 419 amino acids. Lineage: Eukaryota; Fungi; Ascomycota; Eurotiomycetes; Chaetothyriales; Herpotrichiellaceae. The transcript has a single exon. The record is from RefSeq and is a predicted model, not a curated record.
GAAAUGUUUACAGCCCACUGGUAAGCCUAAUGCAGGUACGCAGAAUGCCUCUGUGAGAGUAUCUAAUGGCAGCAAGGCGCCCAAUGGGUGAGCUCUUUUCUAAUGUACUUUUCUUCUCAUAUUUCUUCCGUUGUGUUUUGUGUUGCUUCGAGAGUUCAACAGGCUACUUCCCGGAUCUUCUUUGGACCUACCGCAUUUGCCAGUUCAAGAAUUGCGCCGAUUGGCUUAGUCAAACCUCGACUCAUUGGGAAAGAUACAGGGCGAGUCUCAGCGGACGAGAGAAUGCGCAAGAGGGAACUGCUUGUUUCAGUUCUGACUGCCAUUUGCGCCGUGAGAGCGAUUCCAUUACAGCCUCGAGAUAUAUACAACCCUCUGGAUCCUCUGAAAAGCGUCGCCAGCGAGCUGCUCGGCUUCACGACGGCAAUAUCUGCACUCGAGUCGUCGGCAAAGCAAACGCAAACUGCCCUCUCGGCUUCCUCAACACGUACAGCAGGUUCAGUGGCAGCUUCCGCUCAAGCAAGCACCGCACAGACCAAUCUCGCAUCUUCAGAUGCAGCUGUGAGCACCAUCAAAAGUGGGACAGGAACGGUAACGGUUACCGCCACGGAUUCACAACUAUCCACCGGAAGUGUCUCGGCGACGAAUGCAGCUUCCAAGUCCGCCCUACACAGUGAAGCAACCACAACGUCCAUAGGCGCCCUUUCGACUUCGCCGGGCUCGACAGGCGCACCUCUCGGCGUAAUCCCUACUACAACUGAAAGCAGUGGAUCGUCACAGACCGGUACAAGCACUGAUCCCGGGUCAAGUUCAGGAUCAGGAGGGAAUUCAGGUUCAACAUCAGCCGAUUCAGCCGGUGGGUCAGGGCUGUCCCCAGGAGAGAUUGCCGCAGCAGUCAUUCUCCCUGUCCUGGCGUUGGCCGCCUUACUAUUUCUUCUCUUCCGUUUCUGCAAACCACUCCGCGAAAGAUACUCAGCUUGGCGUCAACAAAGACUAGAACGAUCUGCGUACCGCCGUGCCCUCGACGACCCUGUUCUUUCCUUCGGCAUGCAUCAACAAAGCGGUCGAGGCCUAGAUGGUUUGGGCAUGGGUGAGGUGGAGCACUUGGUGCGUCCCUUGUCCUUUGGAUUUCGGAAUCCUCAGAGACAAUAUCCUAGAAUCAAGAGGAAGCCGUUGAACUGGGACCCCGCACGGAUCGGCGGCCAGGGAGCCUCGUCAAUCGGAAUGGCGGUACCAAUGCCCAUCGGACACCGCCCUAGGAGCCUGAGUGAGAUAUCGGAGGUGAGCGAUAUGAGCAGUGAUGCUGGGGCGAGAUAUCAGGACGCGCGGUCGAACCAGCCAUCGCCGGAAGGAAUCAUUUCAUGAUUGCCACUACUCUUUUCUUUUCACGUUUUCUUUUGCCCAGCGGCAUCGUGUCUGAUUAUGAUGAACAAGCAAGCGACGAAUAUUCUGUAUAUAUUUCCCCCCUAAACUUUAUCAAGCGGAAGACUGAGGACAUACAUCCGACCGUCCGGGCGUCCUGGAGCUUCGGCUGAAGCAGAACUCUGUACAUACAUAUCAAAAGAUUUCACUGUGCUUCUUGCACAAGACUCGAUAGAGUAACGAGAACGCGAGGUGUCGCGAACUACCCGUAUUCU